ACUAAAAUUGCCAGUUGAAGCAACUCGCUAACUGAUGGGAUAGUACUGUGUGGUUCAUCAUUAGGUGAUAGCUUAAAUUCACUAAUUUUGUUUCCUACACAUUCAGUUCUGCAGUCUGUGACGUCCCGGAAGGUCUGGGAAAUUUUAGUUGGGAGUCCGAAAGCCAAAGGUUUGAGCCACAAAGCGAAAAGUAAGCGAGAACCGACCUGUGGUUCGAACGUUAGGCGGAAAUUUCAGAUGGCAGUCGGAAAAGCACGAUUCAAAUAGAUUCUUGCGGUGUGGCUGAAGAGUCCCAGCUCGCUCUCCGUAGAGAAAUGCAACAUGGCGGUGGCCUUCAACAGACUGGCGUUCACAAGAUUGCCGACACGAAUACGCUCCGCUGUCGCAGCGGUGUGUCGACACCAUAACAGUAUGACAACAGACCUAAUCAACAACAUGGACAAAAAAGAAACGUGGGACAGGUUUUACCAGGAGAACAACGGUGUGCGGAACUUUAAGAACUUUGAGUGGUUCUUCGGCUUUGACGCCGUCCGGGACUUGAUCCUGCCCUUGCUGCAGCCGCAGCAAAGCUCCGAUGCCGCGGGACGCGCUCUGGACCUGGGCUGCGGCACGUCGGCCCUGGGACCCGGCAUUUUCCGUCACUCUCCGUGGCCGGUGCACGUCACCUGCGCGGACAUCUCACCUGUUGCCGUGCGCCUUUUGAAAGAACAGUCGAAAAGCAAGCCGAUACAGCCGGGGCACCCAUCUUCCAGCCUGACUUUCCUUGAAAUGGACUGUAGUGUACUCCAGACCCAGUUUGAGCUCGGAAGCUUGGACUUGAUCAUAGAUAAGGGCACUACCGAUGCCCUUCUGAGGUCGAGGGAGGGUCGAGCAAAGGCAGGCCAGAUUUUGAGAGAGUGCUUGGGGGUGUUACAACAGUCGGGGUGUCUACUCCAGUUUUCUGAUGAAGACCCAGAUGCCAGGAUGUUGUGGUUGGAGAGGGAGAGUGGGGGUCUGGGGGAAAGGGCAGCAGGGAUUGGGGUGCAGGAAGUUGGGGUUUUGAGGGGAGUUUGUUAUUACUGUUACUUGAUAACCCCGCCUUCGAGAGCACAUUGACUUCACCUCCAUCAGCCUGUCAGUGUUACAUGGCAGUGACAGUACUUCUGUGUAGUCCUUGUACCAGUAGAGCUCACUGACAUAUUUUUUUAAAUCAAAAAUAAUAAUAAAAAAAGCACUACAUGU
Megalops cyprinoides (Indo-Pacific tarpon) is the source of this 1221-nucleotide messenger RNA. RefSeq names its product citrate synthase lysine methyltransferase (gene cskmt). The transcript is spliced from 2 exons. Lineage: Eukaryota; Metazoa; Chordata; Actinopteri; Elopiformes; Megalopidae. Gene Ontology annotation, molecular function: S-adenosylmethionine-dependent methyltransferase activity. The record is from RefSeq and is a predicted model, not a curated record. Bases 322 to 1095 code for a protein of 257 amino acids.